CUUGUCUCCAUCUUUACCUCCAUCCACACCUUCUCUCCAUCUUUACCUCCAUCCACACCUUCUCCCCACGUUGUCUUCUGUUCACACGUGACAUCACUUCCUGUGCAGAGCUUCCAGAGGUGUUCCUCCUCCAGAAGACGCCAUCCUCUCCAGUCACCUGCAUGGCGACAGGUUUCUACCCCGACUUAGCCGACCUGUUUUGGAGGAAAGACGGCGAGCAGAUCUUCGAGGACGUGGAGCACGGAGAGCUGCUCCCCAACCACGACGGAACCUUCCAGAUGUCGGUGGAGCUGAAAGUGGAGGUGACGGCCGAGGUGGAGGGCAAGUACGAAUGUGUGUUCCAGCUGUCUGGCGUCAAGGAGGACCUGGUCACCAAGCUGGAGAGAAGAAGCAUCCUGAGCAACGCAAGCCAUGUUUCC
Molecule: messenger RNA, 419 nt
Organism: Nerophis lumbriciformis (worm pipefish)
Lineage: Eukaryota; Metazoa; Chordata; Actinopteri; Syngnathiformes; Syngnathidae
Source: RefSeq, a predicted model, not a curated record